AUGCCCGUCAACUACCACACCAGCUGCUUCACAAUAUUAGCCCUUAGUCUUUUCCUAUACUUUACCAUAGGACAUGCUAAAAUUGUUGGACACGCAACCACCCUCAAGCCUUCUCCAUGGCCUGCAAAAUUUCUCACCGAACAAAAGUGGUCCUGACCUUGAUCCUAG
Molecule: messenger RNA, 168 nt
Organism: Notothenia coriiceps (black rockcod)
Lineage: Eukaryota; Metazoa; Chordata; Actinopteri; Perciformes; Nototheniidae
Source: the annotation of a RefSeq genome assembly